UGAUAAUAAUACGCUCGUCAAAUAUGGCUGAACAAGUCAUCACAGUUUUCUCUCGCACUCAGCGGCCUUGGGGUGUGGAAAUCAAACACCCAAGCAGCGGCCUUUUUUCUGAACCAGUCGACAACGCGUCACUGAAGACGGCAGCAUGAACUUCCGUGCAAGAAGAGUCACCUUGCCGGCCAUCACACCUCUUUGUCUGCAGAAGCGGGUCAUCAAGAUCUACAACGAGGACAACAGCAGCAGAGCAGUGGAGGUCCCCAGCGACAUUGUUGCCCGGGACAUAUGUCACAUGUUGGCCUUGAAGGGCCACGCCGUGGACGAACACAGCUUGACUCUGUACGAGCACCUCUCUCACCUGGGAAUAGAGAGGACCAUUGAGGACCAUGAGUCCAUCAUGGAGGUCCUCUCCAGCUGGGGGAUGGACUCAGACAACCGCUUGCAUUUUCGGAAGAACUACGCAAAAUACGAAUUCUUCAGGAAACCUCUGGACUUCUUCCCGGACCACAUGGUGUCCAUACCCAGCGAGAGCAACCGAGUGGUGGAUCACUCCCAACUUGUGCAGAUCUUCCUCAGCUCCAGCACCGGUCCAGAGAUCCAUGGACACCUCCACACCAAGGAACCCAGCCGCAAGUCCUGGAAGAAGUUGUACUUUGUACUGCGCAGGUCUGGGCUCUAUGUUUCCAACAAAGGGACUUCUAAGGAACCGUGGCAUCUUCAGUUCCUGGCGGACUUUACUGACCGGAGCGUCUUCACACUUUUGUCCGGCAAAAAAGUCCACGGGGCCCCGACUGACUUCUGCUUCUGUGUGAAGUCCAUGAAGUGUUCUUCACCCCGGGACAUGAAGCUGCUUUGUGCGGACGAUGAACGGACCAGGACCUGUUGGAUCACAGCCGUGCGCUUGUUUAAGUACGGCAUGCAGCUGUACCACAACUUCAUGCUGCCACACCACAAACAAAAACCUUCUCCAAUGAGGAGCAUCUCUGAGAACUCCCUGGUGGCCAUGGACUUCUCGGGCCAACACAGUCGUGUGAUUGAGAAGCCCUCGGAAGUCCUGUCUGCGGCUGUGGAGGAAGGCCUGGCCUGGCGGAGGAAGAGCUGCCAGCGUCUGAGUGCCCACGGGAGUCCGUCUGCGUCCCAGAGCUCCGUCUGCUCUCUAGCUCUACAUUUAGCGCAGCCUUGGUUCUACGGCCGAAUGUCCCGGGAUGAAGCUCAGCUCCUCAUCACCCAGCAGGGUCCUGUGGACGGGUUGUUUCUUGUGAGGGAAAGCCAAAGCAAGCCCAAGACCUUCGUGCUGUCGCUGUGCCACAUGCAGAAAGUCAAACACUUCCAAAUAUUACCGGUCCAGGACGAAGGGGACUCGGUCCACAGUCUGGACGAUGGUCACACGCGCUUCUUGGACUUGAUUCAGCUGGUGGACUUCUACCAGCUCAACCGGGGUGUGCUGCCCUGCAAACUCAAACACCACUGUACCAGGACCACCUUGUGA
Nerophis lumbriciformis (worm pipefish) is the source of this 1486-nucleotide messenger RNA. RefSeq names its product growth factor receptor-bound protein 14-like. Gene Ontology annotation, cellular component: cytoplasm; plasma membrane. Lineage: Eukaryota; Metazoa; Chordata; Actinopteri; Syngnathiformes; Syngnathidae. Gene Ontology annotation, biological process: insulin receptor signaling pathway; negative regulation of insulin receptor signaling pathway. The record is from RefSeq and is a predicted model, not a curated record.